AAUCACCAUCGAAAGCUCAAAAUAGUGAAGAAACUUGUCCUUUGUGGGCUCCUCGCUGUGUCUGAGUCUGAUUCUCUGAAUUUGCUUUAAGGCUUUUCUAUAAAUAAAAUUAUAUAAUAUAUAAUGAAGGUGCCCUUUUGCUUUCUCUUAUCUCUAGGCAAUAGGCAUACAGUUGCAUUUGGAGUCUUCAAUUCACUCCAAAGCCAUUGUUCCCCGUUCCAUCCCCUCACUCCCCAAAACCUUGGCCGCUGGAACUUGGAAUAUGAGGCGAGUCUGCAAAUUGAUUCAAGCUCGUGCGCUGUGUGUGUGGCUUUUCCUCUCACUGGCACUGAAUCCAGAGCCAUUGUUAUCAGAUGCUUCAAGUGACUGUGAUUUUCCGGCCAUAUUCAACUUUGGAGAUUCCAAUUCUGACACCGGUGGCCUCUCUGCUGCCUUCGGCCAAGCCGGCCCUCCUCACGGCGAGUCCUUCUUCCGCCGCCCUGCCGGACGCUACUGCGACGGCCGUCUCGUCAUUGAUUUCAUAGCUGAGAAGCUUGGUCUACCAUAUUUGAAUGCUUUCCUUGAUUCGGUUGGCUCCAAUUUUACGCAUGGAGCCAACUUCGCCACAGCCGGAUCCACCAUCAGGCCUCAGAAUACAACCCUUCAUCAGGUUGGUGGGUUCAGUCCUUUCUCUUUGGACGUUCAGUUCAAUCAAUUCAGUGAUUUCCAGCGCAGAUCUCAAACUUAUCGCAAUGAAGGAGGAGUAUAUACAGCAUUGCUACCAAAAGCACAAGACUUUUCUCGUGCAUUGUACACUUUCGAUAUUGGGCAGAACGACUUGACGGCAGGUUAUUUCCACAACAUGUCCACAGAUCAAGUCAAAGCAUAUGUUCCUGAUGUUUUAGCACAGUUCAACAACAUUGUUAAGUAUGUAUAUGAUCAUGGAGGAAGGUCGUUCUGGAUACACAAUACAGGUCCAGUUGGUUGUUUGCCAUACAUAAUGGACCUUCAUCCAGUGAAAACAAGUCAGGUGGAUAAAGCGGGAUGCGUCAUCCCUUACAACGAAGUUGCUCGAUACUUUAAUCGUCAAUUAAAAGCAGCUGUGCUUCAUCUCAGAAAGAAACUUCCCUUGGCUGCAAUUACCUAUGUUGAUGUCUACUCUGUCAAGUACUCUAUCAGUCAAGCAAAGAAGCAUGGCUUUAUGGAGCCCCUGAGAGCUUGCUGUGGGCAUGGUGGGAAGUACAACUACAAUAUACACAUUGGAUGUGGAGGAAAGAUCAAGGUUCGUGGCAAAGAGGUGUUAGCGGGGCAGCCUUGCAUGGAUCCAUCGGUUUGGGUUAAUUGGGAUGGUGUGCACUACACUCAGGCUGCUAAUAAGUGGGCAUUUGAACAAAUUGUGGAUGGAUCACACUCUGAUCCUCCUAUUCCAUUGAGUAAGGCAUGUCACAGGCACCACAGUUGAAGAGGUAUAACUUUCAAGAAUCAAUAAAGUAUCUGAAUGCAUUUACAAGGUUUUCCCACAAAAUUCUUCCCGGUGUGUGAAUCUGAACUGAACGUAAGUUCAUUCUAAAAUAGAACCGCAAGAGCGGAUCGUUUUAUUAUUCAA
Molecule: messenger RNA, 1585 nt
Organism: Prosopis cineraria
Lineage: Eukaryota; Viridiplantae; Streptophyta; Magnoliopsida; Fabales; Fabaceae
Product: GDSL esterase/lipase At3g26430-like
Molecular function (GO): hydrolase activity, acting on ester bonds
Source: RefSeq, a predicted model, not a curated record